Exophiala bonariae is the source of this 1842-nucleotide messenger RNA. RefSeq lists its product as uncharacterized. The record is from RefSeq and is a predicted model, not a curated record. The coding region runs from base 1 to 1842 and encodes 613 amino acids. NCBI's taxonomy places the organism in Eukaryota, Fungi, Ascomycota, Eurotiomycetes, Chaetothyriales, Herpotrichiellaceae. Gene Ontology annotation, molecular function: N,N-dimethylaniline monooxygenase activity; flavin adenine dinucleotide binding; NADP binding. The transcript is spliced from 5 exons.
AUGGCCUUGACAGAAGAAUCGCUGGCGCCGAAUGAGGCCUUUGGUUCAUAUGUCGAGCAGCAAUUAGACAGCAAGCGCGUUGCUCCGCAGCCAACGAAAAAUCUGCCUAUCGAUGACGGAACUCCAUACGUUAACGGUCAUCGUGGAAUAACAGCACCGUUGUCGAAUGGCACUACAGUCGAAAAGAAAAGCCCACUCACGGAUAAAAGCAGAUAUUCCAUUCCAAUGGAUGACAGGCUUGCCUUUACAGCCCGCAAGCUUCGGGUAGUCACAGUUGGCGCAGGCUUCUCCGGCCUCUUGAUGGCUCACAAGUUUCAACAUCGCUUUCCUGAAAUGGACAAAAUUGUCGAGCACACCAUAUUCGAGAAGCGCGGGGACUUUGGUGGCACUUGGCUUGUUAACCGGUAUCCAGGAGCAUUUCCAUUCGACCCCAAUCCAGAGUGGACAAAAUUCUAUUCCAGUGGGCAGGAAAUCCAUCAAUACAUCGUCAAAACUGUAAAGAAAUGGAACCUUGAUCGAGAUGUACAAUUGAACACAGAGGUUACUGCGGCGACUUGGGAGGAAUCAAGAGGUCAAUGGAAAGUGACCGUGGCACAUAAUGGCCAGACUCGGGACGAAUGGGCAGAUGUUCUGAUAUCCGGCCACGGGGUUCUUGACGUGUAUAAGUGGCCUGAAAUUCCUGGACUUACCGACUUCGUGGGCAAACAAGUUCAUUCAGCCUACUGGGACGAGGACUAUGAUUACUCCCACAAGAGAAUUGCAGUCAUUGGGAAUGGCUCAUCGGGAGUUCAGAUAGUGCCUCAAAUGGCCAAGCUACCCGGCACAUCGGUCAUGAAUUUCGCCCGUGGCCCGUCAUGGAUAUACUACCGUGUCCCGCCAUCACAGCAUCUCGGCAAAUCAGGAAAGUCAGGAAACAACCCGGAAUAUACUGAAGCUGAGAAGAAGAACUUUCGAGAAAAUCCUGAUGCCAUGAGGGAACAUCGAAAGGCUAUGAUUGGCCGUACCAACAGAGCUUUCAGAAUGUUCAUCAAAGACUCGGAGGCAAACAAAGAAGCCAUGAGAGCAGCUCGUGAACAAAUGGCGGAAAGGCUUGGACAUGACGCUCAACUCUGCAAGAUGCUGAUCCCCGAUUGGUCUCUGGGCUGUCGACGUAUCACACCCGGAGAAGGCUACCUUGAAUCAUUUCUCCUGCCGAAUUGUGACAUUACGCAAAGCCCAAUAACCCAUAUCUCAGAGAAUGCUGUCCACACCGCAGAUGGCAUGGUACACGAGGUGGAUGUCUUGGUAUGUGCAACGGGAUUUGACGUCUCAUUUCGACCCCAGUUCCCUACUAUCGGUCGAGAUGGUGUCGAUCUCAGGCAAAAAUGGGGCGAGGAGCCUGAAGGCUACUUUUCUGUCGCCGCUGACAGGAUGCCGAAUUACUUUACGGUCUUAGGUCCAAACGCAGUCGCUGGACACGGAUCUCUGCUCGAGGCGAUGCACUGGAAUGGUGAUUACUUCAUCCGCUGGAUUAAAAAAAUGGCGGAAGAAGAUAUCAAAUCAUUUUGCCCCAAAACUGACGUGAUAGAUCAGUUUGUCAAGUACGGGGACGAGAUUCACAAGUCUCUGGUUUGGACAGCGCCUUGUAAGAGCUGGUACAAGCGAAACGAAAUCAACGGGAGGGUGACAGCAUUGUUCGGUGGCAGUGGGAUGCUUUAUAAACGCAUCAUUAGCGGUGAACUUCGAACGGAAGAUUUUGACAUUGAGUAUCGAAGCGCCAAUAGGUUCAAAUUCAUGGGAAACGGUUUUACGGAGAUGGAAAUGAAUCCCGAAAAUGAUCUGGCCUGGUAUAUUGAACACUAA